AGACCAAAACCAGCAAGUGACCAUACCACGACGACCAGGACGACGAGACGAAGAGAUCGCUGUCGAGAUCGCCGCCGCACGCCGCCGCACGCGCCCACACGCGCCGCCGGGAGGAGCCUGCUGCUGGAAGUUUUCGUCGCGCGUGAGAGCGCGUGAGAAGCCCCAACUCGUCAAUAGAUUUGUGCGCUUGAAUGACCAGUUAAAGUAUUUUCCUUGUAUUUUGAUCAUGUUAAAUCUUUCCAAUAUUCAGAUGCCGCCCUGUAGAGAACUCGAUCAUCCGGUGGUUCCUCAAGCCUCGAUAGUCGCACAGUUCCGCGACUACCGUCCUGAGAAAUUCUCCGGCCAGGGAGAUCCGCGUAUCGUAGAUGAAUGGGUUCAGGGCCUUGAAUUGAUUUUUGAGGUCAUGGACUGUCCAGAUCGCUAUCGUGUUACUUGCGCACAGCUUCAGUUGACCGGCGAUGCUCGACUCUGGUGGAAUGCCUACUGGAGUAUGCGCCCCGGCGAGAAAGAAGAUUGUACCUGGGAAAGGUUCAAGAAGAUGAUUCGUGAGAAGUACUAUCCCACGUACUACCGAGCUGAGAUGGAGCGGCAGUUUCUGUCGCUCAAGCAGGGUACUCGUUCUGUUGAUGAGUACGAUAGAGAGUUUACCAGACUUGGAGCCUUUGUUCCAGAUCUG
This is a messenger RNA of Striga hermonthica, 676 nucleotides long. Lineage: Eukaryota; Viridiplantae; Streptophyta; Magnoliopsida; Lamiales; Orobanchaceae. The record is from the annotation of a GenBank genome assembly.